Messenger RNA from Pseudoliparis swirei, 2137 nucleotides. RefSeq names its product general transcription factor IIIC, polypeptide 3 (gene gtf3c3). The transcript has 9 exons. Gene Ontology annotation, biological process: transcription by RNA polymerase III. The record is from RefSeq and is a predicted model, not a curated record. Gene Ontology annotation, cellular component: transcription factor TFIIIC complex. The coding region runs from base 1 to 1395 and encodes 464 amino acids. Gene Ontology annotation, molecular function: protein binding. NCBI's taxonomy places the organism in Eukaryota, Metazoa, Chordata, Actinopteri, Perciformes, Liparidae.
AUGUUCCGGCACAGUUACCGCACAUUCCACGCCGACUCCUGCCGGCACGCCGACAGUCGCUACUCCUCCCCACCUUCCGCGAGUCUCCCACACACCGAUCUUCGCCACACCAACCUUUCCGCAGUCGCCCCUCCGCUCCCGGCUCCCAGAACGCCGUCCAUCACCUCCCAGCCGUCCACGAGUCUCCCAGACAUCGAUCGCCGCCACACCAACUCUUCCACCCGACUCUCCGCGCCCGGCACUGUCGCCCCCGGCCUCCGACAUAGCCCCCGGACAGCAAGAGCGUGCAGACUCAGCAGAGACACAGCCCCAACAGCCAUAGACACCAACGACAGCUGCAACCACCGUACAGCCCCAACAGACAAAGGCAUCAUCGACAUCGGCAGCAGCAGCAUCAUCAACGACAACAAUAUACCCGACGACUUCCUCUUCGAUGACAUUGUGAUAAGUUCAGGUUUUGAAGCGCCGUCCCCACAGGUUCAUGGGCUUCACUCUUCAGAAUCGUUGGUUGCCGUCUGGUGUCAUUACAGGUCGUACCGAUGCUCUACUGAUGGCCUCAUCUCACCCCUGUGUCCAGGUAAAACCAAUGUUCUGUCAAAGGAGGACUGGUGGCAGCUGCUGGUGAGCUGCGCGCUCACUCUGUGUGAGGUGCAGCGCUACGAGGAGGCGGAGCUGCUGGUCGAGUCCGCCAUGGAGUUCUACUCCUUCUACGACAACAAGCCCCGGAGGAAGGAGAUGGAGUGCUUCGGCCUGUCCGCCACCAUCCUCGACCACAACUACUACAAGGCGUACAACUAUAUCAGGUUGAUGCUAAUGGAAAAUGUGGAUCGGCCUCAGCUCUGGAAUAUUUUUAACCAGCUGACCAUCACCUCCCAACACCAGCGUCACCAUCGCUUCUGUCUGCGGCUGCUGCUGAAGUAUCCCGACAACCACGCCUUGUGCGUCCUGUGCGGACACAACGCCAUGGUGUCGGGGAGCUUCAAACACGCUCUGGGCCAGUAUGUUCAGGCCUUCCAGACUCACCCCGAAAUCCCACUCCACAGCCUGUGUGUGGGUCUCACCUUCUUCCACAUGGCGUCACAGAAGUUUGUCGCCAAACGUCACACACUGGUGCUGCAGGGCUUCUCCUUUCUCUGGCGGUAUGUGGACCUCCGGGGAGUCUGUCAGGAGAGCAUGUACAACCUGGGCCGAGCGCUGCACCAGAUCGGCCUCACACACUUGGCCAUACAUUACUACCAGAUGGCUCUCACACUGCCCGCUCAGAAACUUGAGGGUAUCCCUGAUGAUCAUCUGGAUCUGAGGAGGGAGAUUGCCUUCAAUCUCUCUCUCAUCUACCAGGCAAGCGGGAACAUGGAAAUGGCCCACCAGCUCAUCAAGACACACUGCAUUGUUUGAGAAAUGCAUUUAUAUAUAUAUAUAUUAUAUAUGUUUUUCAGACUCCAUGGCUGUACUGCCUUGUAAUAGGGAUGACUAAAAAAAAAUGUAUUCAUGAAUAUACAAAUAAAUAUGUUUAAUGAACAAAUGACCAAAUCUGAAAUUCAUAGAAAAAUAAGUAAAUCCAGUGAAUCUAUGCAUAUAUGUUGAUAUCAAAGUCAUAAAUACUUUUUUUUCUCAUUUAUUUCUACAUCAAUGUUGUGUACAUUUGUAUUUCUAUAAUUGUAUUUAUUGAUUUGUGUGUUAAGAAGUGAGAUGGUACUAAUUUCACUGUAGCACAAUUGGUCAAAGGAUCCUUUCAGCUUUAUUACGAGCUGAUCAAAACACCUGCCCCCACGUUUUAUGCUUUCAUUUCAGUUGUGAAUAUGUAAGUAAGGAAGGAAGAGAUUUAAUAUGUUGUCAUGGUAUUUAUAUUUUUCCAUCUUAUGUUAAAUUACUUUGGUCAUCAACAUUUGCACCUACAAUAUUAUCAGUUUUACAGAUAUAUUGGAGAAUGGGGAGUACUUUUUUUGCUUUUGUUCUCAAGUCCUAUCUUGGUGGAUGUUAGAUUUGAAAAUAAGAUUGUAUUAUAUGCCCAGCCCCAGUGUUGGAAAAUAUAUAUACUUUUAAAACCAUAAUGCUGUUGUAAGUUACACACGCCGCAGCGUAACCAAUUGUGUGAAGAUGGUACUAUUUUUGUUAAUUAAACAUUGAUUGAAAGAAA